CUUGAAUUUGUCCCGCGGAUGCAUGUGAAUUUGAGAGAGGAGGAGAGAGGAGGAGAAGAAGAAGAAGAAGCUCUCCGCUCUGCAAAAGCAAAGCUCUGCAAAAGUGAGCAGAAGCGGACGUGCUGAGCAGAAACAGAUUUUUUUGAGGACAAGGAGACGAAAGUGCAAAGCUGCACACACAGAAAAACGGCAGCAGCAAAUAAGCCUCGACAUAAGUCAGUAUUUGUAGUGUUUUUUGGAGCACACAGGAGGUCGCUUUGUGGGGUACACACCGUGUCUGCUCGUUGGUUGACCAGGACGAGCUCCGGUGAUGGACCAGCACUGGUGAGAAGAAGACAAGGACGUCAACCAGAAGUCCACCGUGCUCUGAGAGAUAAUGGGCUGUUUUUCUUCCACUGCUGAGGAGCGGAGGGCAUUGCUGUAACACCGGGUUGGAUCAAUGGCAGGGGUACACGCUUCAGAUGUUGUGUCGGGACAUUUUCUGGAUCCUGGAGCCCAGCAGGGCGCGACCAACAACAAUACAGCCGGGAUCACCACCGGCGAUGCGGCCGCGCUGACUUUCACCGGCACCCGGGCGUACCUGGAGGUGUCGGCCGCUGCUGCCCAGGGCUACGGAGCCGAAGGAGUUUACACCAAUGGACGGUACAGCAGGGAGCACCACAGCAGCAGUCCGAGGAUCGGGAGUGGCAGCCGAGAUAAUUCAUCCGAGAGAAGUCAAGUAGGAGCUGGAAACACACCUUGUGGCAUCAUGAAGGAUUGCUCCAAACAGAGGCAGGCGAGGAAGAAAACGGUGUCCUUCAGUUCAAUGCCAAAUGACCGCAAGAUCAACAGCACAGCUGCCUGCAUGGCCUUCAUGAUGGAGGGUUGUGAGAUGAAGAAGGUGCGCUCCAACUCGCGCAUGUACAACCGUUACUUCCUGCUGGAUCCAGACAUGCACUGGCUCCGUUGGGAACCAUCCAAGAAAGAUUCAGAGAAGGCAAAACUGGAGAUCAAAGGCAUUAAGGAGGUCCGUUUGGGAAAGAAAACUCCAGUUCUGCGCAGCAAUGGUCUCUCAGAUCAGUUCCCCGAUGAAUGCGCCUUCUCAAUCAUCUAUGGGGAUAACUAUGAAUCCUUAGAUUUGGUAGCUAGUACAGCAGAUGUUGUCAGCACCUGGGUGAUGGGCCUGAGGUAUCUGGUGUCUUAUGGCCGUCACACCGUGGACAUGAUGGAACCCAGCCAACCGAGUCUACGAACGUCUUGGAUUGGCUCAGUGUUUGAGUUAGCAGAUAUGGAAAAGGAUGGACACAUAGACCUGUUCAGAGCCACCCAGAUAAUCAAGGGGCUCAACCCUGGAAUGAAAGAGUCAAGGAUAGAGCUGAAGUUCAAGGAACUUCAGAAAGCUAAAGACCAAUAUGGAGAGGCAAUUAACAUGGACACCUUUGUGGAGGCCUACUGUGAGCUCUGCACGCGACCAGAGAUCUUCUUCCUACUGGUGCAGUUCUCCAGUAACAAGGAGUAUCUGGACAGUAAAGAUCUGAUGCUGUUUGUGGAUGUGGAGCAGGGAGUGGAAGGUGUAACGGAGGACAUGUGCAGGGAUAUCGUUCAGAAAUUUGAGCCAUCCGCCGAAGGUAGGGAGAGGGCUUACCUCACCAUUGAUGGUUUUACACACUACCUCCUCUCCUCCGAAUGCCACAUCUUUGACCCCCAGCACAAACGUGUGUGCCAGGACAUGACCCAGCCUCUUUCCCACUACUACAUCAACUCGUCACAUAAUGCCUCACUUCUGGAAGACCACUGCUGGGGUUCGUCAGACAUCAGCAGCUACAUCCGAGCUCUAAGAAUGGGCUGCCGCAGCAUUGAGGUCAUUGUAUGGGAUGGCCCUGAUAAUGAACCAGUGGUGUAUGUGGGUAGUUCUGUAGCCUCACAUCUAGCUUUCUCUAAAGUCCUGGACAUCAUAAACCAAUAUGCUUUUGAGAGCUCUGAGUAUCCCCUGAUUCUCUGCUUAGUGACCCACUGCUGCAUUCCCCAGCAGAGGGUCAUGGCACAGCAUACGAAGAAGAUUCUUGGGGACAAGCUGUACAUUGAACCCCCCAACAAGGAAGAAAUCUACCUACCCUCCCCUGAGAAAAUCAAAGGUAAAAUCCUCAUCAAGGGAAAGAGGCUACCGCCAAACUGCCCUGACGCUGAGGGUGAUGUGACGGAUGAGGAGGAGGGUCUGGAAAUGUCUCGAAGAGUGGGAGCUAAUGAGAAGGACCAUCUAAAUGGCUUAGGCUACAAGAGACUCAGACUGUGCAGGGAGCUCUCUGAUAUUGUAUCUCUUUGCAAGUCAGUCCAGUUUAGGGACUUUGAGAUCUCUAAGAGAGACCAAAAAUACUGGGAGAUUUGCUCCUUCAAUGAGGUCGAUGCAAACAGGUUUGCCAAUGAGUUCCCAGAGGAGUUUGUCUGUUAUAACAAGCGCUUUCUCUCCCGGGUGUAUCCCACACCUAUGAGAAUUGAUGCCAGCAACAUGAACCCCCAGGAUUUCUGGAAGUGUGGCUGCCAGAUUGUGGCCAUGAACUACCAGACGCCAGGCCUGAUGAUGGACCUCAACCUAGGCUGGUUCAGGCAGAAUGGCAACUGUGGGUAUGUUUUGCGGCCAGCCAUCAUGAGGGAGGAGGUGUCCUACUUCAGUGCCAAUGCUCGGGACUCGCUGCCAGGGGUCUCGGCUCAGCUUCUUCACAUCAAGGUCAUCAGUGGGCAGAAUCUACCAAAACCCCGUGGCUCUGCAGCUAAGGGUGAUGUGGUGGAGCCCUACAUAUAUGUGGAGAUCCACGGCAUCCCAGCUGACUGUGCUGAGCAAAGAACCAAGACCGUGUCCCAGAAUGGCGACAACCCUAUUUUUGAUGAGAGUUUCGAAUUCCAGAUCAAUUUACCAGAACUUGCGGUGCUCCGCUUUGUGGUGCUGGAUGACGACUACAUUGGAGAUGAGUUCAUUGGCCAGUACACCAUCCCGUUUGAGUGCCUACAGCCAGGCUAUAGACAUGUCCCCCUCCAAUCUCUGACAGGAGAGUUCCUACCCAACACCACCCUGUUUGUCCAUGUAGCCAUCACCAACAGACGGGGUGGAGGAAAGGCACAUAAGAGGGGUCUGUCUGUCAGGAAGGGUAGGAAGGCCCGGGAGUACACAACCACCAAGACCACAGGGAUCAAAGUAGUGGACGAGCUCUUCAGAGCUUCCACCCAGCCCCUCAGGGAGGCCACAGACCUCAGAGAAAAUGUGCAGAAUGCCCUGGUGUCCUUCAAGGAGCUCUGUGGCCUGACACCGGCGGCCAACAUGAAGCAGUGCAUCCUGACGGUGUCUACCUGGCUGAUGAACAGCGAGCGGUCACUGAGGGUAACAGUGGACCUGAGCGAGACUUACCCCACCAUGGAGGCUCAGGGUCCUGUGCCUGAGCUGCUGCGCAAAGUGCUCAACGCCUAUGACAUGAUGAUCCAAACCAGCAGAACGCUGAUCGAGUCGGCUGACGUCGUCUACUCCAAACUCACACAAGCACAACGAGCAGGUCUGGACUUCCAUGAGGACCUGCAUCGCAUCGGAGCAAAGGAGGGUCUGAAAGGCCGCAAACUUCAGAAGGCGAUGGAGAGCUACGCCUGGAACAUCACUGUCCUCAAGGGCCAGGCAGACCUGCUGAAGCACGCUAAGAGCGAGGCGCUGGACACCCUGCGUCAGAUCCACUGUGCAGCUCAGUCCUGUGGUCUCAGUAAGAACGGAGCGGCUUCCCCGCAGCUGCAGCAUCACCCUCACCACCAGCCACAGCAGGUCCAGAUACAGCAGCUGCCGCAGGCCAGGACCCACCCACAGCCUCUUCCUCCACCGCACCCGUCCCAACCUCAGCCCCAAACCCAGACGGCACCUCAGGCUUAUCUCCAUCAGCAACACCCCCAGCUACCACCCUUUCCUCUGGUUCAAACUCUUUCAAAACCACCGGCUUAUACUCAGCCUCCACCGCUAACCCAGCUCCAGCUCCAGUACCAGAGCCAGCAGCAGAGGGCAGCGGGACCUCCGGACGCCGUCCCCGAGAAAGGGAUGGUCAGUGACGAUCCGGCGGGAUCCUGCUGACCCGCAGCCUGUGCCCACAGAGAAUCCCACCCAAAGAGAGACGGAGAGAGCGAGAUGGAGAUGGAGAAGGGCGUAGGAGAAAAGCGGGAGGCCAGUAAGGACAAGGAGAUGGAGGAAGUGGCUGAGAGGAUUAAAGAGAUGAUGAUGGUGAGGAAGACUCGUCGCGUUAGAAGCGAGACGCAAGUCUGAGUUGGCCAGAAGGAGAAAAGAAAGAGAGACCUCACACUUCAAUCACACAUUUCUAAACGGGAUGGAAAACUGGAAGGACGAUGUUUACUCUUCUCUGUCGUGGAUUUGGAAGAUAAUCUUCCAUCUGAGCCAGGAAGUUCAGGUCUCUUCUGUCUUCUCUCUUGUGAAAAGGGUAACAGCUGGUAACAAACUUCUGGUGUGUGUUUGUGCAGGAUGGAUCAGUCCGAUAUCCCCGUCUCUCUCUGGGCAGUGCUAGUUACAUGCCCCUCCAUUAUGUACUCUAGCUCUGUGGGUACAGGCUUUACCUCACAUUGGCAUUUUUUUGCCACAAAUUUGCCUUUUCAUUUCCAGAGACUCCUCGGCAUGUCUUUGAGCUUUUUAUUUUUUCACGCUCACACACUCUCCCUCUCACAUUUUAAAGCCAACCUUCACUCCUUUCAACGAAUAGGAGGCCAUUCUCAUUUAAAGCGCACAGCGUAGAGCAGCUUAACUAGGAUGAGCUCUGUAGGCGUCACAGAUGUCCAUUUCAGCACAAACCAGGAAGCUGUAGAGCCCAAAAUAAUAAAAAAAAAAAACUGCAGCUGCCGAUCACAUCGUUGCUCUUCUCGCUGGCGCCAACCUCCAUCGAGCGAACGCCGCACAUCUCCCGCGUCAUUUCAUAGGAAUUUAGGUUCUUCAGCAUUCCCCGGACUCUCCCCGCAGGGUCUCCUUGUCUCCCCCCCAGGGGCUGUGUGUGAUGUUAACGUGAGUCGGUGUUUUGGUCCCCAGGGCGUAGCGUCCGUACUGUAAGUGGCGGAGCUCACCAGCCAAUCACAACUGGAACAUAUGACCCGGCCUGUUAGAGGUCAAAGGUCAACAGAGAACAUGGUACUGCUGUCAAUAAAAACACAAAAUAAAGUGAAUAUAGAUGUAAACUGUAUGUAAAAUGUACGAAGGGAACAUAUAUUGCUAUAAUAAUUCUUGCAGACACAGACAUUAAUGAUUGAUAUUAUAAUAACUGUUGUUAGUUCUAUUGAUAUUCUUUUUUUGUUUUUUAGCAUUACUUCCACAUAGACAGUGGUUUGACACCUGUUGUUCUGUGGUGCCGAUCAGGACAAACCAGUGAAUGUGGGACUGGAGCGAGGGAUUGUUACUGGUUAGCGCCACAACACGGGGGUCAAACAAUAACCUGACACGUGUUUCACUGCAAAGUGAGUGUGGAUUCUGUAAGAGCUCCUUUAAGUGGCCCAUUAAAACUGGCUUCAUUGUUUA
Molecule: messenger RNA, 5518 nt
Organism: Sebastes umbrosus (honeycomb rockfish)
Lineage: Eukaryota; Metazoa; Chordata; Actinopteri; Perciformes; Sebastidae
Product: inactive phospholipase C-like protein 2
Exons: 6
Coding region: 440-4078 (1212 amino acids)
Biological process (GO): intracellular signal transduction; lipid metabolic process
Molecular function (GO): phosphatidylinositol-4,5-bisphosphate phospholipase C activity
Source: RefSeq, a predicted model, not a curated record